Molecule: messenger RNA, 322 nt
Organism: Racocetra fulgida
Lineage: Eukaryota; Fungi; Glomeromycota; Glomeromycetes; Diversisporales; Gigasporaceae
Source: the annotation of a GenBank genome assembly
AAAAAGCAAAAUCAAUACAACUUACAAUAUUUAAUUUGGCACAAGAAAAUGUGAAAAUAAUAAUUGAAAAAAGAAAAUCACUAACAAAACCAUCAGAAAAGGAAACCAGAGAAUUUACGGAAACUCAACAUUAUCCAAAAACUCUAAAACCAAAUUCAAAAGAAUACCUUAAAGCAAGAAAUGAUUAUUAUCAAAAAGAACUACCGAACAAAGAAAUGAUAGAACAAAGAAACCAAGAAGAAAUAGAGAAACUAUUAAAAGAAUUAAAAAAUGAAAAAGAAUUCUUUAAAGAAAGUGAAGAAAGACUACAAAGAAAUGAAAG